Messenger RNA from Anneissia japonica, 4189 nucleotides. RefSeq names its product sodium- and chloride-dependent glycine transporter 1-like. The record is from RefSeq and is a predicted model, not a curated record. The transcript has 13 exons. Gene Ontology annotation, biological process: sodium ion transmembrane transport. NCBI's taxonomy places the organism in Eukaryota, Metazoa, Echinodermata, Crinoidea, Comatulida, Comatulidae. Gene Ontology annotation, cellular component: membrane. The coding region runs from base 1 to 1629 and encodes 542 amino acids.
AUGUCAACUAGUCCUACACCAUUAAAAUCAUCUGCCUGGAAAAUAAGCCCCUUAUUUAAAGGUGUUGGUUAUGGCAUAACGUUGAUUUGUGCUCUCUGUUCGCUCUACUACAUCCUCAUUAUCACCUGGACCAUCUAUUACAUGUAUGCGUCGUUAGCGAAAACUCUGCCGUGGAUCGGAUGUGACAACGAGUGGAAUACAGAAUUCUGCACAACAAAUUUUGUUACCCCUGAACCUAUUGUAUCCGUUCUAAAUACUACCAACAGCACAUAUCAGCCCUUAAUGUCUUCAGAGGCUUCCUUAACCACGGCGGCACCGAGAGUCAGGGCCAGUGAGGAAUAUUUUUCGCAUGCAGUCUUGGGAAUUAGUGAUGGUCUUCACGAGAUUGGGGGUGUUCGUUGGCAGCUCCUUGUGUGCUUGGUAAUCGCUUGGGUAGUCGUCUACCUGUGCCUGAUCCGCGGUAUUCAUUCAUCUGGAAAGGUCGUCUACUUCACGGCAACGUUUCCAUUUGUACUGCUUUUCAUUCUGUUCAUCCGUGGAGUUACACUUCCCGGUGCCAUGGACGGGAUUAUUUAUUUCAUCAAACCCAAUUUCUCAAAGCUUCUCAGUUUAAAGGUAUGGCGUGCUGCUGCCAAUCAGGUGUUCUAUUCUUUCGCUGCAGCAUGGGGAGGAAUGUUGACGUUGGCUAGCUACAACAGGUUUGACAAAGAUGUUCUAAGGAGUGGAAUUGGAAUUGUUGUUAGUGGAUGUUGUACUAGCCUUUUUUCUGGCUUCGUCAUUUUCUCUAUUCUUGGUUUCAUGGCCCAGGACGCCGGUGUACCAGUCGAUCAGGUGGUGAACUCAGGACCUGGCCUAGCUUUUAUUGUCUACCCAGAAGCGGUUGCCCAAAUGCCUUGCCCUCAACUCUGGGCCUUCUUAUUUUUCUUUAUGCUGUUUAUUGUGGGUCUUGAUAGUGAGUUUGUGAUGUUCGAGACAGUCAUUACAGCGGUCAUGGAUGAACUGGAAAGUCACUAUUCUGGAAUAAUGAAGCACAAAAAUAAAAUCACACUCAUAACAUGCGUGGUUUCGUUCCUCCUGGGCAUUCCAUUUGUUACUGAGGGUGGCGUGUACCUGAUGACACUAUUUGACUGGUACUCUGCGGGUGUUUCUCCUAUGGUUCUUGGCGUUUUCGAGUGCUACAUUAUUUGCUGGCAUUAUGGUCUGGACCGUUUUGAAAGGGAUGUUGCUUCUAUGAUUGGAUACCGACCGUGGAUACCUCUGCAAAUCUGCUGGAAAUUCAUCACUCCAUUUAUAACCUUGGUAAUCUUAGUUCUGAGCUUUGUUUUUUAUUCAUCCGCCGUGUAUGGAUCUUACACCUUUCCUCCUUGGGCCGAGGCGCUUGGCUGGUUUCUGGCAUUUGUGUCUGUAGCAGUCAUUCCCAUUGUGGGUGGUAUCAUUGUGUCCCAACAGAAAGGAGACAGUCUUUGGGAGCGUAUUGUAAUGGCCUCUAGACCAGCACAUGACUGGGGCCCAGCUAAGGAUGAGGACCGUGUACGUGCUGGGUAUGCCCCACUUAAUCCCAACUUUGUACCGGAAGUAUCAUGCACUCCGGUAGGAUAUGUAGUCUUAUCAACUGAUACGAAAGUUUAGAAACUUAAAAAAAAUAAUAAAAAUAAAAAGUAAUAAUAUAAAAUAUAGUACAUGCUUAGUACGUACAACUACAAACUUGGCUUAAAUAAGAAGACUGACAUUAAUGUGAUUUUGGGGUAACUUUCAUCAUGUGUUGGUAUCGCAGAUGAUACAUUUGCUUGUCAUGAUGUUGAAGAAAAAUCGGGCACGUUCGCUGACGUCGAAAAUCGGACCAAGGAAUGAUUGUUUACAACACGCUAAUGUUUAAACCUACCAAUCAAGUAUUCAUUAUACCACUGUGAUAUUUGUUACAAUACCCAUAAUUCUUAGUGUCUGUUCUCUGAACUAUGACCUUUAACUAGACCAAGCCAUCAUGAGUUGCCAAUAUGUCAGAAUAUAAUAUAUUAUGCUUUAAUAAUUUUUUUGUUUAAAGUCAGUGGUUUAAGUUAUAUCAAAUAUUUGUUAAACAACUGCUAUAACUUAUGCAGAAAAACUAGUUUUUUAAAUUAUAAAAAUUUAGAGCCAAGUUUUUUUUUAAUCCUUGUACUUUUUAUUUAUAGCAUAAAAUGUUUUAUGAUAGCUGACUUAUAUAGUGUAGAGUUAUGAAUAUAGUCCCACUUUUUCCAGACUGGGAAGGAUAAAGCCUCCUGGUUGUAUAGUUUACAUUUCAUUUCUCUCUUUAUUUCGGAAUUCAUAUCCAUAGAAAUAUAUAAAAAUAUGCAUAAAUACGAGACUCUGGCCGGCAAACCCGAGAAGAAAAAGCAAAAAAAAAAAAAAAAUUAAAAUUAAAAUUUAAAAGAAUAUAAAAAAAAAAAUAUUGUAACCCUCCUUUGUUGAUAUGCAAGGACUGUAAACCUCAAAACUGCCCAAGAGUACAUCUUCUGGUUAACCAAUUACUAAUUAAUUAUUAAUAAAAUUUAUAAAAAAAAAAAGUUAUUUAUGUAAAGUAUAAAAAGAUUUACUAUCUGUAAGGUGCCAUUUAUUUAUAAAAAUUUUAAAAAAAGUGAAAACAAAUACAUUCACUCUCAAAAGAAUUAAUAAAAUUAAGAAAAAGGCCAAUAAAAGGAAUCAGUACUGAUUUUUGAAUUAAAAAGGGUGACGAUAGGGAAGUGAAAAUUGCCUUAAGCCCAGAUUAUAUCAAGCCUUUAUUACUGUCAUAAAUUUUGAGGGUUUUUUUUUGUUGAAAAUGCAGUGUAGUAAAUUUUUGUAGUGGGAAUCAUUUUAUUGUGUAGAAUUUUGUUUUUAAUUCUUUUUGGCAGUUUGAAUCUUUAUGUAAAUAUUUUUAUUAGUACAUUAGUGAUAUUUCUAUAGUCAACUUCCAUUUAUUUUUUGGGAUAUAAUGAUGAACUCGUUCAUAUUUACUUUGCACCCAAUGUGUUUAGUCAAAGUGACAAAUAAAUUUUAUAUGCCUAUAUAUGGAAAUAAUAUCAAUAAUAAUAUCAUCAUGCCCAUAUAUGGGUACAUCACUCAAAUCUGUCACAUACAAUAGUGUGUACAGAUUCAUUAAACACCUUGCAAUUGUUUUAAUGUAAUUUUUUCAGUUUUUGGAAACUAAUUAACAAUUGAAUUGUUUCAUUUCCAUUUUCAAUAUACAGUGUAUUAUAUCUUUUAUGAAGAAUACCAACUUAUAUUGUACAGUUUUUGCUACAUGGGCCUAUUUUACAUUACUCAAAUUAAUGUAUAAUAGGUCAAUGUAUUGGCCACGACCAUUCUUGUAUUACUUUUCAAUCUCAUACUUUAGUUCAAAGCUAUUUAAUAAACAUAAAUGCCAAGUAGAAUGAAAUUACUUACAUUGGUGGCUGGCAUUACUAGAAUAGAAAUCGCAUAAGCACAGCCUCAUUAAUAUUACAGUAUUUUGUAUUGUAAUUUAGUUUAAUUCAGAAAAGGAAAAACUGCCCAUAUAUACAAAUUCAAUUAUUUUAAUUUUUCGAUUGUGUGUUAACCACAUAUUGUCACAUUUUGUAUUGUUUGUUUUAGUUUUAUUUCAAUGGACUUAAACCUGACAGCGUCUAAACGUAUCCAUACGAAUCCAGUAGUCACAUAGGUAAUACUGUACAACCCUAUCGUUUUGUGACUGCCAAAUGUUAGUGUUUUUCCUAACGAUAUACUUCUGAAGUAUUUUACAGAACAUCUGUGGUUGCUACAAAAUAUUUUUCCAAAUUACAGACGUACGGAAAUAGAGAAAAUUGCUAUGGAAAUUUUUCAUAGGCCUAAACCCAUAAACAGAUAGAAAAAUAUGUUUGGUUACAUUGAGCCUAGCCAACUCAUACUUGUCAGAUGUACUGAUAAAUUAUUGUGAAAACUAAGAAAAAAUUGGCCCGUAAAAUCUUCAUCCUGUCCCAUUUCUUUGAAAUUCCACACCUUGAAUUAUUCUGUACAAGUAACACGUAUUUGCGCUCUAGACAAAUGUGUAGGUGCUAUGGAAAUUUUGUAUUUACUUUGGAAAAGUUUGGUAAAAAGGGUAGGAAGUGCCCACUUACUAUGAGAGUACCAGUAGUUACAAUUAUAUUUGUUUCUUUAUUAUGUCUGCCUUUUAGUUCAGAUUGAGUUUAAUGAAAUAAAGACAUAUCAUAACUACUGA